AUGAGUCUACCAACCGGAAUGAGUCCAGCCACUGGCAUGCACUACCAAAACAUUGCUGCUCAAAUGCAGGCUUAUGUCAACAACGGCAAUCAUUCAUACCAUUCUCAUCCAAGCUAUCUUCAACCAGCCUUUGGUGGUAUGCACCAAUUUCAGCCAACGCACGGAUUUGCAGAAGCAUCUCGAGCUGCCGCCAACAUGAUUGGCAUUAAUCCAGUUGUAACCAACGAUGUUGGCGCCUUUGCAAGAACAUUCAUGAGAAAUCUAAUUCAUCAAUAA
Molecule: messenger RNA, 276 nt
Organism: Adineta ricciae
Lineage: Eukaryota; Metazoa; Rotifera; Eurotatoria; Adinetida; Adinetidae
Source: the annotation of a GenBank genome assembly